AUGGCGCCGAUGCGCCGGUAUUUCAACCCCGGCCCUUUGGCGCCCAGCGCGGCUCUGAUUGGUCUAUCUAAAUGGACGACUGUGGUCGAAAUCGAUACAAAGGGCGCAACUGCAGAUGAAUAUUACUAUGCGCAUCAACUCAUUGACGUCAAGCGGUUCGCUUCGGCCCUUGACCAAGCCAUGAAAGAACACAAGGGCACCAUCUCUCAAGUUCCGAAAGUUACUGUCGGCUUGCAGCAAUGGGAAAUCCCACUGUUCAGGGAGGAAGGUCAAAUUGAAAGCAUCCGCAUGGAACACCAACAUGAAGCCCAUGCUUGGAGUAGGUUCUGGGUUGACGAGGGGUGCAGCGAUGCUAUUUUUGAGGUUGCCUACGGAUCUACUAACCCUCGAACCUGUUCUACCUGUGCCAAGGAGCUUUUGACCUGGAUCGGCUGUUACGAUUACGCACACAAAUUCCCCGAGUCAGGCAUCUAUUUGAGAUGCAAGGAGCUCGGCGAUGCAGAGCUUACGAUUGCGCUAGCCCACAAGUCGUCGCUGUGGCCUACCGAAAGUCGUUUACUCUGUGUUAUUUGA
Molecule: messenger RNA, 573 nt
Organism: Sordaria macrospora k-hell
Lineage: Eukaryota; Fungi; Ascomycota; Sordariomycetes; Sordariales; Sordariaceae
Source: RefSeq, a predicted model, not a curated record